Messenger RNA from Ilyonectria robusta, 698 nucleotides. RefSeq lists its product as uncharacterized. The record is from RefSeq and is a predicted model, not a curated record. The transcript has a single exon. Bases 431 to 679 code for a protein of 82 amino acids. Lineage: Eukaryota; Fungi; Ascomycota; Sordariomycetes; Hypocreales; Nectriaceae.
GCUCUUGCUGCUGCAACAUAAGCUGCUGUUGCUCUUGAAGAAGCUCUUGCUGCUGCAACAUAAGCUGCUGUUGCUCUUGAAGCUGCUGUAGCCGCAGCUCGAGAUCCUGCGUGGAAGCCAUGGCGAAAACGUUGUCAAAAAAGGGAUCAAACCGCGUUGUGUAGAUGUUAGGUUAAGAUACCUCAAGAACGCGAAUAGCGAUAGACCCCCUCAAUUCGCAACCAAGUGAAUCGCUAUUACGGAAGGACGGUUCAUCACGUGACAAGCUCCUCAACCUGCCCGCUCGCUCGCUCUCUCGAUCGAUCGGAAAGCGUCGAAAAGCGAUUCAAGGGUGUUGGGAUGGCAUGCACGUGCUUCGGGAAGAAACGUAAAUUUCAGCCAUGAGUACCCACCCACUGCUGAAAAUUUUGGUCAAGAACGGACAAAUGCGAUGCAGAAGUCAUUUGCCGAUGCCCAGCGCUUCUUCCGGCCACCCCCAUUGAAGACGCGAAUGGUGGGUCCACUCGUUCAGGAAAUUGGCGGUCGAUCUGGUCCUUUUCCUCCCACUCCUAAGACGGGAAUGUUGGGCCCAUUUGGCACGUUUGGCGCGUUUGGGACGCUCUGCGCACUCGGCCAGAAGGUCGCGCUAGGCCAGAAAAUUGGUGGCCGAUUUGGCCCUUUUCCCUCCGUCUCCCCUUAGCGUCAUGACUGUAAUUAAA